Lichtheimia ornata is the source of this 1422-nucleotide messenger RNA. RefSeq lists its product as uncharacterized. The record is from RefSeq and is a predicted model, not a curated record. The transcript is spliced from 2 exons. Bases 1 to 1422 code for a protein of 473 amino acids. Lineage: Eukaryota; Fungi; Mucoromycota; Mucoromycetes; Mucorales; Lichtheimiaceae.
AUGAAUUCCCCACUCCAACAGUUCUCCACCCAUGGAUACAACGUUUUCGAUCAUGGUCGUUACUUUCCAACAACAUUACCACAACAACAACAACAACAACCGAUGACAACGACAACAACAUCAUCAGAAGACUUUUUUGAUGACGAGAACCAGGUGCCAACACCAUCACUAUUCAGUGACAUUGUUGAAGACUAUCUCAACAAUUUGAGUCCCAAGAAACGGGACAAAGCAUUGGUGGAUCAAGAACGAUACCAGAUGAUACAACAAGUACUCAAGGAUCCAAGGAACACCGCCAUUUCCACUGCCCAAUUUCGGUUCUGGGUGAAAAAGAUGUUCCAAUUGCAGCCUGGAACAGUGGAUCUUGUAUGUCAUGAUAGCAAACCUGUUGCUAUGCGCGAGCAAAUUUAUUCUAUUCUUGUCAAGGCACAUCGAGAAGCACAUCAUGGUGGACGAGACAAGACAUCAGCAUUGGUGAGGCGAAAGUAUUCAUGGAUACCCAAAGAAUUAGUAGCAAGAUUUGUACGGCAUUGCCCAUUUUGUAUCACUCGUCGAAAUGGUGGCCAAAGCCCUGGGAUGUAUAAGAGCAGCCUUCGAUACAAUAGCAAUGCAGCGGCUGCUGCAGCGGCAGCGGCAGCGGCAGCAGCGGCAGCAGCAGCCACCGUGAACAAUUCAACCACGCGACAACAACAUCAAUGCAACUUUGAUCCACCACCCAUGUUGUGUACACCAUCAAUUCAAGAAGACAGUGACAUAGCCUCUUCAGGUCCACCUUCAACCGAAAAUGGAUAUGAUACGUCACCCCACCAUUAUGUACCAUCACCACCAAGGCGUGGAUCCCACAUUGGCGGAUACAUGUAUGAUCGUGAAGAAGAAGAAUUUCUACAUAGCUACGGUCACUAUGAACCUGAAUCCAAGGGGACAUUCCAACAGCAACAACAUAAUCCGUUUCAUCAACUCUUAAAUGAUGCAGCACGAUCGACACAUUCUACGCACCACCAAACUACCACCAUGAUGGCUGAUACAAACAACAAUAAUAAUACUACGCCAACGUCAACAGCAGAUGCUGCUGCUGCUGCAUUCCUUUAUCAACACCCAACAGCAGCCUACAUGGGCUAUUCGUAUUACUAUCCAAAUGUACUUGGCAUUGCACCCGCAUGUGAUAAUAAUCAACAAGCAAGUUUCCUACGAGCAGGCGGUAAUGAUGACGAUAAUGCUACACUGCCAUCCACUACUAGCACUGCGGGGAUUCUUGCACAUCAUCAAGAAGAGCAACAACAACAACAACACGCAUCCACCAGAUCAACUUUGCCUUUCAAUUUACCGGUUCAUCAUUCCACCACCACUACAACAAAUCAUUUCAUGACUACCACCACACAUCACGAUGACACAACUACUAAUGUGCUAUUGCAAUCAUAUGAAUAA